Molecule: messenger RNA, 2295 nt
Organism: Rhinichthys klamathensis goyatoka
Lineage: Eukaryota; Metazoa; Chordata; Actinopteri; Cypriniformes; Leuciscidae
Product: lysine-specific demethylase RSBN1L-like
Exons: 8
Cellular component (GO): nucleus
Source: RefSeq, a predicted model, not a curated record
ACGCCCCUCCCGUGCCUCUUACACAAACAGCAGCAGCUCGAGAGAGAGUAAAUAGAGAAAAGAUGGCGGAGUUCAUUCAGCUCAACAAACCCACUGAACCGAAACCAGCGUCCCAGAACCGGGAGCACCAUCAUCAUCCUCCACCGGCCAAGAAAAUCCGACAAGAGGAGAAAAUAUUUAAAGCCAAGAAGAUGAACGGAGGCACGGAGCAGCAGAAUUACAGCAGCAAACCGAAAAACAAGAAAACCAAAACAGAGAAAGACAGAGACCGAGAGAAAGAAAAAGGCAAAGAGAGAGAAAAAGAGAGGAAGAAACACAAACUGGCGGCUGAAAAUCACCUCAGUGUGAAGAAGGAAAACGGAGAGCUGAAGUUGUCGCAGAAAGAACACACCAUUAAAGACAAAGAGAAACCGAAAGACAGAGACCGUGAGAAAAAGAGGGAGCGAGAGAAGGACAGAGAAAAAGAGCAGGAGCGAGAGAUGAAGGAGAAAAGAAAACACAAGCUGAUGACGGAGAUGAAGAGAGAGAAUGGAGAGGUGAAGAUCCUGCAGAAAGGUGACGGAGAGAAGCCGAAGAUUAACUCCGCUGAGGACUUGCUGAUGAAAAAGGUCAAGAAGAAAAAGAAAAAGAAACAUAAAGAAGGUGAAAAGCGAAAGCGGCCCAAGAUGUACUGCAAGUCCAGCCAGACGGUUAGUCCUGAGUCCGAGUUCCAGCCUCCGGCUCCGGUCCAGCAGAGCGUCUCUGUGAGCUCCUGUAGCCCGACGACACCGGAGAGCAGAGGCACACCGAGCCUGAAGAACAUCUGCACUCAGAGUCUGAGCGCUACAGACGGCCCGGAGAAGCCCGCCACACUGCCCGGGCUGGACCGGCUGGAGUUCGGCUGUCUGGUCCAUGUGGAGAACCAGCCCAACGGAGGAGCCCUGGUUCUGCACGCCUACAGCAAGGAGCUCUCGGUCCUGACGCCCGUGGAGAUGCAGAGGUUCGCGCAGGAGUUCGUCACCCUGUCGUUUAGCGAGGACCAGGACGGCUCUGCCAACUACGUGAUGGGCGUGAUCCACGGGGCCGCCUCGUAUCUCCCAGACUUCCUCGAGUACUUCUCCUGCAAGUUCCCCAACUCGCCCGUCAAAAUGGAAAUCCUGGGGAAGAAGGACAUCGAGACGACUACCAUGGCAAACUUUCACACCCAGGUGAGGAGGAGUUACUCCCACGGCACGUAUCGAGCCGGAGCCAUGAGGCAGAUCAGUCUGGUGGGAGCCGUGGACGAGGAGGUGGGAGAUUAUUUCCCAGAGUUCCUCAGCAUGCUGGAGGACUCGCCUUUCCUGCAGCGCACGCUGCCGUGGGGGACGUUCUCCAGUCUGAAGCUGAAGAGCCCGACUGACAGUGACGACGGCCCCAUCAUGUGGGUUCGGCCCGGAGAGCAGAUGAUCCCCGUCACGGACAUGCCCAAGUCUCCCUUCAAACGGAAAAGGUCAACCAAUGAAAUAAAGAAUCUGCAGUAUCUUCCUCGAGCCAGUGAGCCGCGAGAGAUGCUGUUUGAGGACCGAACCCGAGCUCACGCUGACCACAUCGGCCAAGGGUUCGAGCGCCAGACCACUGCAGCUGUGGGGGUGCUGAAAGCUGUGCGCUGCGGGGAAAGUGCUGAGCCUCCACGCAUCACCAAAGACGUGAUCUGUUUCCACGCGGCUGAUUUCCCUGAUGUGGUUCAGCGGCUGCAACUGGACCUGUACGAGCCGCCCCUGUCUCAGUGUGUGCAGUGGGUCGAUGAUGCUAAACUCAAUCAGUUGAGGCGAGAGGGAAUCCGCUACGCUCGUAUCCAGCUCUACGAUAACGACAUCUACUUUAUCCCUCGCAACGUGGUUCACCAGUUCAAGAGUGUGUCGGCCGUGUGCAGCCUGGCCUGGCAUGUGCGCCUGAGCCAGUAUCACCAGGAGCCGGAGGAAGAGGAGGCUCACGAGGAGGAGGAGGAGCUGAAGCAGCUCAUCAAGCCGGAGCCGAGUGACGAGAGCAUCAGUGCUGCGGACACGACCCCCGACUGCAGACCCGCGCGAGACUCGCCGUGUGUGACGCCCAUGAAGAUGGAGAGGGCGGAGCUACAGGCUGAGAGGCCCAAAGCCCUUCCCAGAAGCCCCAGCUUGACUCCGCCUCUCGUCUCCUCUGACGGGCGACCCAAAGUGCUCAACGUGUCCGAAUGUCCCAGCGCUCCCUCACACACGUCACGCAACUCCACGGCCAGUGCGCACACCACCCCAAACCACACCACACACGCCGGCACCACCCAAACACACACACACGCCG